Aspergillus vadensis CBS 113365 is the source of this 394-nucleotide messenger RNA. RefSeq lists its product as uncharacterized. Bases 104 to 310 code for a protein of 68 amino acids. NCBI's taxonomy places the organism in Eukaryota, Fungi, Ascomycota, Eurotiomycetes, Eurotiales, Aspergillaceae. The transcript has a single exon. The record is from RefSeq and is a predicted model, not a curated record.
ACUACUUAAGUAGUAGUAACAGUCGCUAGGUAACUAACAUUGGUACCUCGGCCGCUGGCACUACGGAUGACUAGGCGAUCGCAUUUGCAAAAAAUACCGAUUAAUGUCAAUAUUGUUAUCCUUCUUAUCCAAGGAUAACGCUAUGCCAAGACUGCAACAACAAAAAGGUUGCCAAGUUGAUUCUACCAAACUCCAGUCCCUUCUCGAGUCUCCUGAUGAAACGAGUCAAGAUUCUCGACGAUUAUCCUGCAAUGAUCUUAGCCAGGAUUAUCGCCCACCCCAGAUUCUUUGCCCAACGCACAAAGCAUGACGAAACAUUGAGGGGGAUUUGCCAAUCCCCAAUUUCCCAACCCUAGACUAAUAGUUUCUUCUAUGGACCGUGUAUGGAGUACAU